Messenger RNA from Phlebotomus papatasi, 614 nucleotides. RefSeq names its product HIG1 domain family member 2A, mitochondrial. The record is from RefSeq and is a predicted model, not a curated record. Gene Ontology annotation, cellular component: mitochondrion. The coding region runs from base 136 to 441 and encodes 101 amino acids. NCBI's taxonomy places the organism in Eukaryota, Metazoa, Arthropoda, Insecta, Diptera, Psychodidae. The transcript has 2 exons. Gene Ontology annotation, biological process: mitochondrial respirasome assembly.
GGCCUACUGGGGUAAGGUGGGGAAUUUCAUCUGACAACCGCCGUUACAUGUCACUUUUUCCCCGGAAAAUAAACCAAAACAGCGCAUUUUCCUGAUUUUUCCGUGAAUUUUGCCUCUGAAAUCCUUUUUGAGAUCAUGUCAGACAAGGAGAAGAAGGAACAGGAAGAGAUGGAACUCCAAUGGAUUCAGUUGAAGAAAGAUUUCGGAUCAUCACUUGCCGGUGAGACGACCAAAGAGAAAAUGUUGAGGAAAAUCAAAGAAAACCCUUUGGUCCCAAUGGGCUGCAUGGCGACUAUUGGAGCGCUGUCUUAUGGAUUGUGGAAUUUCCGUCGUGGGGAACAAAAGAUAUCUCAGUACAUGAUGAGGACACGUAUAAUAGCUCAGGGAUUCACAGUAGUCGCCCUUAUGGUGGGUGUCGUCCUUACAACUAUGAAGAAAUGAGGAUUUCCUGGUUUGUUCCUGUUCCCCGUCUAGUUUGAAUAUCUCUUGGAAAAUCCCUGUUAACACUAUGUAAAUACCACGGAGGUAUGCUCAGCACCUUCAACUUCCCUUCAAGCUUAAGGAUUCAAGGAUAUUAGCCCUUUAAAUAUUUUUAAUAAAUAUUUUUUAGAAGA